AUAAAAAACACCACUAAAAAUCCUCAAAAAAAUUUGUUUCUAUAAAUUAAUAAUCUCGAGGGGCUCGCCACCGCCACCUCCACCUCCACCUUAACCGUCAUGCCAAGCGCCACCGUCAACAACCACCGGCCGAGCGAGCUACUCUCACGGUUGGCCUCCGCCGAGCCAGAGGUCAAGCUCAGGGCACUUCGCGAGGUUAAAAACCAAAUAAUCGGGAAUCGUACCAAGAAGCUUUCCUUCAUCAAGCUCGGCGCUGUCCCCGCCGUCGCUGGCAUCCUAGCCGAUUCAGCUGAUGACGUCAUCGACUACAACAACAACAACUGCAACGUCAAUAAUAAUAUUAACAACAUUCUAGUCCAGUCAGCGGCGGCUCUCGGUAGCUUCGCUUGUGGCUUCGACGCCGGUGUCCAAGCCGUGCUUGACGCCGGCGCGUUCCCCAAUCUCUUGCGCCUUCUCUCAAAUUCUAAUCAGAAGGUGGUAGAUGCUGGUGCUCGCGCCCUUAGAAUGAUUUAUCAAUCAAAAUUGGUCCCAAAGUAUGAUUUCCUUCAACAGAAAAACAUGGAGUUCCUUAUCUCACUACUGAAUAGCGAAAAUGAAAAUGUUAGUGGACUUGGUGCAAGUAUAAUCACGCACUCUUGUGAGACUAGUUUAGAGCAGAAAGUGCUGUUUGAUGCUGGUAUUCUGAGGAGGCUGAAUAGUCUUCUUGAAGGUGGUUCUUUAAGUCAGAGAUAUUCUAGUUUAGAGUCUUUAGCCUCAAUAUUUAAGAAUAAUUCUGAACUUGUUUCGAAAUUUGCGGGAGCUGAAAUCGAAAGACCUUUGGGUUCUAUUAUUGAUUUAUUAAAGGAUAGGUACCCCCGUACAAGAUUGCUUGCUUGCAUGUGCUUGAUUGUCAUAAGGAACACCUCUCCCCACCUCUUGCAAGAUAUAGGGGUCAAAUCUAAAUUGAUACAUAUUUUACUUGAGCUUCUUGAUGACCCUGGUCAAGUUGGGGAUGAGGCUUCUUUUGCCUUUUCCAGUUUGAUAGCACAGAAGGAGGAUCUUCAAAAACUAGCUCUUGAGGCCAAUGCAAUUGAUAAACUUCAUCACCACUUACAAAAAGGCUCAUUGCGUCCCAGACGUUAUGAAGGAAUAUUGCUUGCAUUAGCUGAUAUGUGCUCAAAGUUGGAGAGUUGCAGGUCUAAGUUCCUCUCAUUGCAGGUGUUGAAUUUGGUAACUGAUGCACUAACUGAUGAUAGUGCUGAUGUACGCACUGCUGCUUGUAUAUGUUUGAAAAGUGUCACUCGAUCAAUCAAGGUUUGUAAUGUGGGUAACAGUUUUGCAGUAUUAGUUUUGAUAUUUAAUGCAAAUAUAGCUUAUGAGAUGCCAAUUCAGAAUUUGAGUGCAGGCUAUUUUAUGAAUGAAAUGGUUGUGGUUCCUUUGGUUCAGCUUUUUCUUGACCCUUCCACUUCUGUCCAGGUGGCUGCACUUGGCGCUAUUAGCAAUGUAGUAGUUGAUUUUACAACACAUAAGUGUAUUUUUGUACAAUGUGGAGGGAUGAAACAGCUGGUUCAGUUAGCAACGUCAAUGGAAUCAGCUGUUAGGUCUAAUGCUUUGUGGGCUUUGAAGAACUUUGUCUUCCUAGCAGACAACAGGUUAAAAGAAGGUGUUUUCUCAGAGCUGACAGCAUCAUUAUUAUCAAGCCUUAUCUGUGAUCCAGAGCCUUCUGUGCAGGAGCAAGCUUUGGCCCUUGUUCGUAAUCUAGUUGAUGGAUGUAUGAACUCGGUUGAGUUUAUGUUUGCUGAAGAUGGUCUUAUAUUAGGGGCCAUUGGAAGACAAUUACAGAAUGCUUCGAAAGCUGAAAUAGGGAUACAGGGAAUGUAUGCACUAUGCAAUGUGGCGAGCGGGAAUGAGUUUCACAAGGAGGCAGUAAUGCACCAACUCUUUCCACAAAUGGUUGACAAGAAUGAAUCUUUUAUGAUUAAUUUUUUGCAGAGUAAUGAUAGCCAGCUACGUACAGCAACUGUGUGGACAAUAGUGAAUCUUACUUGUCCAUCAAGUCCUGGUGCAUUUGGCCGGCUUGUAAAACUGCGCAAUGCCGGAAUUGUUUCUCAAAUAAAGCAUAUGGUUAAUGAUCCAUGUGUUGAUGUUAAGUUCCGAGUGAGAACAGUGCUAGGGCAAUCUAUGGCUUUUGGGGACAAUUAAAUAUGGCCAUGUUCCUUCAUUCCUUGAACACCAGAAAGCAAGAGAUUUGAGGCAGUUUGUUACUCAUUUUUAGUCUUCAGCGCAUCUUGUUGUAAGAAAUUGUCAAGGGUUUCUUCAGUGGCUUGCGACAAAAUGACACAACACAUUGCUUUCAGUGUAUUUUUUUUUUCCCAGUUGGAGCAGUGUGGGAGCCUCAUUGUUUUUGGGUACAGAAUGUCAAUUUUACAUUUAAAAUAUGAAGGAUACAUAAAUUUUGUGUCGAUUUUUUGUAUGUACCAAUUGAGCAUUGUACAUGUAACAGUGUACCAUGAGAACUUGUAGAUAUUUCCUGUCUAAAUAGUGUAUCACUUAAUGAAAAGCUUUGUUGUUUUCA
Theobroma umbraticum is the source of this 2554-nucleotide messenger RNA. RefSeq names its product ARM repeat superfamily protein. Gene Ontology annotation, cellular component: GID complex. Lineage: Eukaryota; Viridiplantae; Streptophyta; Magnoliopsida; Malvales; Malvaceae. Gene Ontology annotation, biological process: proteasome-mediated ubiquitin-dependent protein catabolic process. Gene Ontology annotation, molecular function: protein binding. The record is from RefSeq and is a predicted model, not a curated record.